Molecule: messenger RNA, 1470 nt
Organism: Physella acuta
Lineage: Eukaryota; Metazoa; Mollusca; Gastropoda; Physidae
Product: sodium-coupled neutral amino acid transporter 7
Biological process (GO): amino acid transmembrane transport
Cellular component (GO): membrane
Molecular function (GO): L-amino acid transmembrane transporter activity
Source: RefSeq, a predicted model, not a curated record
AUUGUUUUAAAAAGGUUGUGUUAUUCAUGAGGACGAGUGAGAAUAAUCACUAAAGGUCUACACAUCGAGCACACCACCAAGACCACACAAUGAAAGCUCAACAAAACAGCUUGAAGUUUGAAUACAUUGCCCUUAAGCAUAACGAGGGCAAGUCUUUGACAAGUUUUAGUCCACCGAAUGACAAAAAUAGAGGACAAACAGGAUGGUUUGCGGCGACGUUUCUCGUCGUGAACAUCGCUCUAGGGACGGGACUUUUGAACUUCCCAAUGGCGUACCAUCAGUCUGGUGGGAUCCUCUGGGCAGUCAUUAUACAGUCAUUUUUUAUGGUGUUUGUCGUGAUGGCUAUAUUUAUCCUCGCCUACUGUUCUGACAUCAAGGGAAGCAACACCUACCAAGACGUGGUUCUCUCCCUGUGUGGCCCUAAAGCCCAGCUGGCUUGUGCUGUCUGUGUGUUACUCUACUGCUUUGGCUCCUGCGUAUCUUUUCUCAUCGUUAUAGGCGACCAGUGGGAGAUAUUUUUCUUCAAAAUAUCUCAAGACCUCUAUUGUAAAUCAAAGCCGUUCUACAUGACAAGAGCUUUCAUUAUAUCAGCCACGUCUAUAGUCUUUAUACUGCCAUUAUGUUUUCCUAAAAGAAUCGAUUUCUUAAAAUAUACCAGUGUCGUUGGUGUUAUAGGUAUCUUGUAUGUCGCAGUUCUAGUUAUCGUCAAGUAUUUUCUUCCUCAUGACAACCAAGGAACAAUUUCUACUUCUCCAAGGUCGUGGGUCGAUGUUUUUCUUGUUGCACCGGAAAUUUGUUUCUCCUAUGACUGUCACGUGAACAUUAUCCCCAUCUACUCCUGUUUGGCGAAACGUAACAUCAGAGAGUUCUCUAAAACAGUAACACUUGCUAUGAUAUUGUGUAUCAUAACUUACACAGUCACUGCAUCUCUGGGAUAUUUACAGUUCGGUGACUUAGUCACCAAUGACAUACUGUUGUCGUUUAACCCUACAGCUGAUGUGAUGGUGGCUGUAGUUCUUGUGGCUGUGAAAAACUACACGAUAUAUCCUAUUCUUUGCUUCGUUGGAAAGACAGCAUUAGACAGUUUGUGGAGAAUGUUCUGGAAAAUGAACCCAGAAGAAAUUUCACACAAAGAAAAGUUGAGACGUGUCAUAACGACAUUGGUGUGGUUCACCUUGACCUUGCUGUUGUCCAUCUUCAUCCCAAAUAUAGGCGUGGCCAUACAACUCCUAGGGGCUUUAUCAGCGGUGUUUAUUUUUGUAUUACCAGGGUUGUGCUUGCUAAAUGCGAUGCAGAAUAUACUAGAGUCUGGUGAGAAGCAGGAUCAACGUGUCCACGUCCUAAGAGCGAUAGCCAUGGUGUUUCUAGCUGUUGGUGCCUUCAUCAUUGGAGUCAUCGUAUGUCAGGCUAUUAUAAAAGAUCUACAAGGUGUUGAGCCGGACUCGUCCAAGUUCACGUGCAUCUAGCAGU